GCGAAGAUGGAUGCCUAUCAGCUGAUAGCCGAGAUCUUCAAGAGACCCGCGCUUUGGAAUCAAAAGCACGUAUCUUAUCACAAUCGCGAGGUCACUAAUCAAGUCUGGAUGGAAAUUUCGUCUCUCUUCAAGAUGCCAGUACCAGUUUUAAAAGCGAAAUGGAAAGGUUUGAGGGACACUUUUCGCGCAGAAUUGAAAAAAGAACAAGUUUGUGGGAAAAACAAACACCAAAGAAAUCGGCCGGUUUGGAUUCACUUUGAAAGCUUACAAUUUCUCAAGGAGCAAAUGGUUCCUAGACCAUCACUUUGGGAGCACAAUAAUGGCAAUAACGUCGAUUACAACAAAAAUCACGAAAAUGGCUCAACAACAAACGACAGUGGUGAUUGCCAAAGAUCAUUCAGUGAUUCUCUCAGCGAGCACAUUGUAGCUAGAUCAACAGAACAUGCUGCAAAUCAAGACAAAAAUUUAAAGGAUGAAUCGAUACCGCAACGUCAAGUUAAUUUUCCUGUCAAUGAAUCAGACGAGGGUGAAAUUAUGCUGCAAAACAUUUCACCUGAAGAUGUUUUAUUGAACGCCACGAGCAAUACAAACGGCUUGGGCAUGAAUGGCGAAGGCGACAGUAAUUCCAGCAUUAGCAUACCACCUAUUGAACGCUUUAGUAGUCAUCAUUGUGACGACAACUAUUAUUUUUUUAUAAGCUUACUGCCACAUAUGAGGCAGCUUACGCCGGAACGGAGAAUGUUUUUGAGGAUGAAAAUCCAAGAACUAGUAUACGAGGAAGUGUAUAAAAAGAAUAUGAAUUCUUGAAAUUCGAUCGGAUAAGAAAUUUAGGAAGUUUUGAUAAAGAGAUUGAUAGAUAGAAGA
This is a messenger RNA of Copidosoma floridanum, 864 nucleotides long. RefSeq lists its product as uncharacterized. Gene Ontology annotation, cellular component: transcription regulator complex; nucleus. NCBI's taxonomy places the organism in Eukaryota, Metazoa, Arthropoda, Insecta, Hymenoptera, Encyrtidae. Gene Ontology annotation, biological process: regulation of transcription by RNA polymerase II. Gene Ontology annotation, molecular function: DNA binding. The record is from RefSeq and is a predicted model, not a curated record.